This is a messenger RNA of Lytechinus variegatus (green sea urchin), 1383 nucleotides long. RefSeq names its product lengsin-like. The transcript is spliced from 2 exons. The coding region runs from base 1 to 1311 and encodes 436 amino acids. The record is from RefSeq and is a predicted model, not a curated record. Gene Ontology annotation, molecular function: glutamine synthetase activity. Gene Ontology annotation, cellular component: membrane; cytoplasm. NCBI's taxonomy places the organism in Eukaryota, Metazoa, Echinodermata, Echinoidea, Temnopleuroida, Toxopneustidae.
AUGGAUCUGGAAAAAAUCCUUGCCAUUAUCAAAGAGGCAAACCUCUUGGCGAUCCGCUUCGAGCAGACGGACACCAAUGGCAUCGCAAGGUCCAAGCUUGUUCUGGCUAAACACUUUAAGGAAAAAGCAACCAAGGGACUCAAUUUCUCUCUCACUCAUCUAUCCGUUGAUGUCCAGAUAAAUGAACCCGUAUCAGAUACUGGAUAUGCAGAAGAAAUAGGUUAUGGUGAUGCUGUCAUGUUUCCUAUAUUUGAAACCUUCCAGGUUCUUCCAUGGUUGGAACGCACAGGUCGAAUCCUGAUCGAACCAACCUGGAAAGGGUCCGAAGUAGGAGGGCAUCCAAGAGUUGUAGCUCGCAGGCAGCUGGAGAAACUGAGAAAACUUGGUAUAUCUCUCCUCUCGGCCCACGAACAUGAAUUCUACGUGGUGGAUAAGAAAACGAAGAAACCGCUAAACGAUGAUAAAAACGUGCAUUCUGCUAUUCGCGAUACUCCAUACCAUGACCUUCUUGUCAAGUUCAUGGAGUAUCUUCCCAAGGUUGGUGUAGAUCUUGAGCAUGUAGAAAAUGAGUACGGACCGGGUCAACUCGAGAUCUCCUACAAACCUGCCUUUGGAAUACGUGCUGCUGAUACCGCCCACACCUACAAAACGGCUAUCAAAGAAAUUGCCAUCUUAAAUGGCUACAUGGCAUCUUUCAUGACAAAGCCUUAUCCCAACAAAUCUGGUUCAUCCAGUCAUUUUAAUCAUUCUCUCUGGGACAUCGGCGAGAAGGUACCUCUCCUUUACGAUGCACACGAUCCAUUAUCUCUUUCUGAAACAGGUCAAUACUGGAUCGCAGGAAUCUUGGCUCAUGCUCCAGCAAUCGAAGUUCUUAUGGCUCCAACCGUCAACUGUCUCUCCAGGGUCGUACCACAUACAUUUGCUCCAGUCAACGCUACCUGGGGCUUCGACAACCGUACGUGUGAUCUCCGUGUAAAAAUCAACGGUCCAGAAGGAACUUACAUUGAACAUCGCGCUGGGGCAGCAGGAUGCAACCCAUACCUAUCCCUGGCUGCAACAGUUGCAGCUGGUGUGGAUGGCAUUGUCAACAAGCUCAAACUUCCACCACAUGUCACUGGUAAUGCCUAUGAAGAAGCCGACAUUCCUCCAAAGACAGUGUUCCUACCUACAAACAUGGAGGACGCCCUCGCCGCUUUGACCAACGAUGACACAAUCUGUGAUGCUCUUGGUAAAGACUUCAUCAAAUGCUUCACCGCGGUGAAAAUGUGCGAAGCAAGGCAGGCGAGGGAGGCUGAAGCUAAAGGCGACUGAGAUUGGGCUUUUAACUUCUUUUUUGAAUACCUGUGAAUUGAAAAUCGGCAUGUGUUCAUUGUAUUGUAUUGU